CGUGUCCCAUCCCACCUGCGCACCCAGCCCGGUAAUCUCCAAUUAUUCUCCAUUCUCCCCCACGGUUUAAGAUCAUUCCGUUCGCCAUGUUCAACGAGCACGUAAGAACACACAUGUACACCCCAGCUACGUACGUACGCUCGCUCGCUAGCUGCGAGCGAUGGAUCGGCACAGUAUAAAUAGAGCCCCAGUUUCAUCAGCUUUCUCAAACCACGCAGCCACGACACAUCGAUCUCCCAUCUCCUUGUGCAGCCGCUGAUCUCUAUAGCUAGCAUCCUCUGAUCCAUUGAUCAUACAAGCACUUACCUAGCUAAGCUAGCUCGCUUGCAUUUGCUAUAUAGUUUGAAUUUGUCACCCACAGCGUCGACGUUCAUGGCACCUGUUCCGGCCACCGCCGCCGCCGCCGCCCCUGCGGCCGUCGUCAGCACCCACGAGAUCCGGCGUGCGCAGCGCGCCGAUGGCCCGGCCACCGUGCUCGCCAUCGGCACGGCGAACCCGGAGACGUGCGUGCCGCAGGAUGAGUACGCCGACUUCUACUUCCGCGUCACCAAGAGCGAGCACCUGCCUGAGCUCAAGAACAAGCUCAGGAGAAUCUGUAACAAGUCAGGCAUCGAGAAGCGGUUCAUGUUCGUGAACGACGACGUCAUGGAGGCACACCCGGAGUUCGCCGACCGACACCUGACGUCACUCGACGCCAGGGUGGAGAUCGUCUCCAAGGUCGUGCCGGAGCUCGCCGCGGCCGCCUCGGCGAAGGCGAUCGCCGAGUGGGGCCGGCCGGCCACCGACAUCACCCACCUCAUCUUCAGCACCUACUCCGGCGUCAAGGCGCCCGGCGGCGACCGCCUGCUGGCGUCGCUCCUCGGCCUCCGCCCCACCGUGUCGCGCACCGUGCUCAGCCUCCACGGCUGCUACGGCGGCGGCCGGGCGCUGCAGCUCGCCAAGGAGCUCGCCGAGAACAACCGCGGCGCGCGCGUCCUCGUCGCCUGCGCCGAGUCCACGCUCAUCGCGUUCUACGGGCCCGAGGUGGGGUGCAACGACACCAUCAUCGGGCAGGCGCUGUUCGGCGACGGCUCGGGCGCCGUCAUCGUCGGCGCCGACCCGGUCGGCGCCGUCGAGCGCCCGCUGUUCGAGAUGGCGUUCGCGUCGCAGGCCACCGUCCCGGACAGCGAGGGCGCCAUCACCAUGCAGCACAAGAAGGGCGGCAUGGACUACCACAUCGGCGGCGGCGUGCCGGAGAUGCUCGCCGGCAGCAUCGAGCGGUGCCUGGCCGACGCGUUCGGCGCCAUCGGCGUCGCCGCCAGGUGGAGGGACCUCUUCUGGGCCGUCCACCCGGGUGGCCGAAGGAUCCUGGACCUCAUCGAGGAGGCGCUCGGGCUGGACAACGGCGCCAUGGCGGCGAGCCGGCAGGUGCUGCGCGAGUACGGCAACAUGAGCGGCACCACGGUGAUCUUCGUGCUCAACGAGCUGCGCCGCCGGUUCGUCGCCGACGGCGCCGAGGGAGCCGACUGGGGCGCGCUGAUGGCGUUCGGGCCGGGCGUCACCGUUGAGACCAUUUUGCUCCGCGUCGGAAGCGGCCUCAAGGGAAAUUAAAUAAACUUAAGUAAAUUUAAUUAUUUUACUUAUACAUGAAUUGCAUUCUAUUGGAAGGUAAGUCCUAUAAUAAAAUGUGUUGAGUCCUACCACUUUGUUUGUCCGUUUGGGUCAUGGACAUUUUUAAUUAGGGCAUCAAGUUGAGGGAGUAGCUCUGCUAAAAGGAGAGAUGUUUGGACCUUAACUGGGUGUUUUGGAAGUGACCUUGAACCCAAAAGUGUGGAGUAGCUAUAAUCAUGGUCAUGCAUGCCAUUUGUUAAUUACUGCUUAAUGACGAUCUUUGUAAUAUCAAAAGUUAAAUAAAUAAAGAUCUUUGUGCGCAGUUACAGUUCGUUUACACAGC
Molecule: messenger RNA, 1933 nt
Organism: Oryza sativa Japonica Group (Japanese rice)
Lineage: Eukaryota; Viridiplantae; Streptophyta; Magnoliopsida; Poales; Poaceae
Product: chalcone synthase 1
Biological process (GO): polyketide biosynthetic process
Molecular function (GO): acyltransferase activity, transferring groups other than amino-acyl groups
Source: RefSeq, a predicted model, not a curated record